AUGAAGGUCUUCAAUCCUUUGUCGUUCGCUCACUGCAUCAGCUUUUCGUCCGCUUCGGUUGCCAUUACUGCCAGUCAGGGUAACUUACCCGAGUUAGAUAAGAGAUUACAACAGUACCUGACAACACCAGUCCCGCCUGACCACAGCCCCUCACGUCCGUGUAGCACCACUCAUCAGCUCGGUAAGAUAAAUGAGUGGCUACAUGGAGUGCGUGUCGGUUUUGUCCCUUCUCGUGUCCCUGUGUCCUGGCGGUGGUGGCGGCAUGCAAGUAGCUCAGUGGAGGCGUUGCGCAGAUUCAGCUCGGGGGACUUGCAGUCCGAGUGCGAUGAAGGCGAGGUGGAUCCGUACACCGGCCGUCCGGCCACUACCAGCCAGCCCAAGCCGCAAAACCAGAGGCCGGCCUCCCAAGCGACUGGCGGCAGCAUGGGCAGCGCAUCAGGCCCGCCGCCGGCACCAUCAAGUGCUGCCGCCGCUGGUGGUGACCUCUCACUGAACUUGCGCGGAGGAUCUCGGGGGAGCGUGACAUCGGUAGCGUCGGUGGGUCGUGGAUACAACCGCGACCGUUGCGUCACACUACUCGCCAUCGACGAUCAGAACACAGAUUGGUCGAAGUACUUUAGGGGACGACGGUUGCCCGGAGAAUGGGAUAUCCGAGUUGAGCAAGCUGAAUUUAGGGAGUUAACUGUGACAGCAAACUCUGAUGGCGCCAACGUCUCCAUGGCUGUUUACCGCGGUGGAACCAAAGUCACACGCUGUUUCAAGAUCGGCCUUGGGUAUUUGGUCACCUACUACAACUUCAGCGACGCCUUGGAAGAGAAAACUUCCCUCUCAUCGAGCAAACUUACUACCAUAAUCAUACCGAUAUGGUGA
Messenger RNA from Diatraea saccharalis (sugarcane borer), 870 nucleotides. NCBI's taxonomy places the organism in Eukaryota, Metazoa, Arthropoda, Insecta, Lepidoptera, Crambidae. The record is from the annotation of a GenBank genome assembly.